AUGUCUAGUCUGGAACCAUGGAAAAAUCUAAGAUUAAGAAAAGACAUUGUCACCUUAUUUGAUGUGCUAUGCGAAGUGCAACAGACACCAACGGGCCCAAAAAUUAUUCGAAGCUUUCCGGAAGAUUAUGACGAUCAACAAGUCUUGAAGGCGAUUCCCCAAUUCGCGAUGCCAUAUGAUUUCUUCGACCACCAGGGAUGGCAGCACAAUUUUGGGCAUUGCCGAGUGUCACCGGCCACAAAGACUUGCUACGUCAUCUUAAGCGGGCUGCCAUGGUGUAAAUUCUUUGCCGAGAUGCUGGAUUUAUUUUCGGGUAUUCGGAGUUUUGCGACGGACGAGGAUUUCGACUUGGCAUUUUGCGCCGCGUAUCAUUCCGAGAUACCACUGCCUGGGACACAAUUGAGUCUACCAAAAAUUAAUAAGCUUCCGGUUGCAAAAUGUAUUGCUCCGGAAUUGAAAGUGUUUCCAUCGAUGAGAGAUGAGACGUAUUUGCUUGAAUUGUGGAACGCAUUGUCACCAGAUCAGUUGAUAAAAUUAUAUUGCAGCAUUCUGAAAGAGCGGAAUAUCAUUUUUACGGGUUCAAAGCUAUCUUUGAUUACGAAUUGCGUUUUGGCGACGACGACGAUGCUGUAUCCAAUGUAUUGGCAAUACCUUCUAAUCCCAGUAAUUCCUCCGGAUAUGAAAGCGUUCCUCGGGACACCUGUGCCAGCAAUAAUGGGUGUUGCAAAACAAGUCGUUCCUCAAGUCGAGAAAGCGGAAGGCACAAACACGGCUGUCAUUAUUGAUUUGGAUGCAAGAACCAUUGCAGCAAUAGACCAGGAUUAUCAAGCGAUGCCUACUGACAGCGGCUGGGAUCGAGAGCUUUUUAUCUCAAAACAUAAAGAUUCGGAAAUGAGGGAUUACCUGCGGUAUCUCAUUGGCGACGGCGGUGUACAGUAUUUGGAACGGGAUAAUGUGUCAGAAGUUUUCGGGACUUUUAAAGACAAAUUUGGAAAGCUAAAGAUUGGCGGUGGACGACCAGGCGCUAGCAAAUUUUACGAUGAACCAAUUUCGAAUUUGGACAAUCAGCUAUUUGAAGAUUCACUUCCGGAAAAGCCAAAGGAAGUACAAUCGAGACAGCCAGAACAACAGCAAGUUGUGUAUGACCUAAUUACUUUUGGAAACGAUGAUCCGACUCCUACGGCUGAAACGCCGCAGACUAGAGCAUCUUUUGAGGACCCAUUCGGAAUCCGGGAAUUUGAGACAUCAACUUUCAACUCACAUACGCAGCCAUCCACGGCUGGAUCCUCACCAAAGCUUCCGCCACGGCCCAUUCACAAUGUACAGAUGAGAGGUAGUCCCUUUCAAGCCGGAGCGGCUGCACGUCAUGGUAUGAUAAACCCAGGACAACCAAUGCGAACAAAUAGUGCUUCACCGGUAGUUCCGCAGCGACCCGCUCAACGCCCAAUUGCCGAUAUCCCAUCCCACGGCGGCUCGGCACCAACUAUGAAUAUUCCC
Messenger RNA from Mesorhabditis spiculigera, 1497 nucleotides. The record is from the annotation of a GenBank genome assembly. NCBI's taxonomy places the organism in Eukaryota, Metazoa, Nematoda, Chromadorea, Rhabditida, Rhabditidae.